AUGGGCCAUGACAGCAACGGCUACGAUGAAGGCCCUCCAACAAAGCGCCAGCGAAGCUCCCCGUCCUUGGACACCACCAUGCUCUCCGCGUCCGAGGACCUCCUCAUAAACGGCCACGACACGGCCAUGGACACUCAAACCACAGAUGACGCAGCCGAAGCGCCUGCAUCGACACCCGUCACCACGCCCCGGAAGCGCGGCCGGCCACCGAAGCAGACGCCUACCAAGUCCCCGGCCACGCCCUCCACCUCCGGGCGCACCACCACGCACCUCACGCCGCUCAAGGCCGUCGGGCCCAACGCCUCUACGCCCGGCCGCAACGCCGCCGACCGCUCCGCGCGACGGAAGACGGCGCGCGCACUGCUCUCUCACGCCGCCGGCGACGGUCCCAGUGACGACGAGGCGGACGCCGCCGGCGAGGAGGACGAGGACCUGGCGCGGGCCAUCUUUGGCGACUCCUCAGACGAAGAUGACGACGACGACGACGACGACGAAGAAGAAGACGAUGGCAUGCUGCUCCCCGAAGAAGAAGCUGCGGCCGUGGGAACGCCUACGAAGACGAGGAAGCGACGCGCGCCGACCACGCGCCGACGGCGCGCCAGGUCCCCCACGCCGCCGCGCGACCUCCCGCCGCACGAGACGUACUUUUUCCACAACAAGCCCGGCCGCCCCAAGACGUCCGACAACACGCUCGCCGGGCUGCGGCCGCUCACCCACGACGAGUACUUUGACGUCGUCAGCCGUCUCCCGGAGCAGCACGCCGAGGACGUCGCCCGCCUCGAGGCGCUGCACGCCGAGUCCUUUGCGCAGUGGGCGCUGGAGCUCGCGCGCGGCUUCGGCGUCGCGCGCUGCUCCAUCCUGGCGCGUCUCUCCGCCACGCCGUCCGCCUCCGUCGCGGUCGUCGUGCACUCGAUCGACGGCCCCGCGCUGCGCCGCGGCUCGUACGCGGCCCUCGCCGCCCUCGCCGCGCACCCCGCGGUGCACCUCGCGUGCUCCGUGGACGGGCCCGACUUUGCGCUGCUGUGGGACGUGGGCGCGCGGUCCGCGCUGGACCUCGUCUUCCACGACGCCACGACGUUCGCGCCGCGCGCGCCGGCGGAGCUCGACCCGGUCGACGAGGUGCACGAGCUGCUCGGGCGCAGGGCGCGGCGCGUGCACGGGCGUGAGGGCGUCGCGUUCGUGCUGCGCAGCUUGCCGGAGAACGCGCGCAACCUCUUCCGCCUGCUGGUCGGCGAGGUGCUCGUCGCCAUGGACGAGGACGACGCCGCCGCCGCCGAGGUAGACGGCGGCGCGGGUGUUGAGUACAGGAUGGUGUACAACAAGGCUGUCGAGGAGUUUGUAUGCAGUUCGGAAAUGGCUUUCCGGACGCUGCUGAAAGAGUUUCACGAUCAUCAAAUCAUUACCAGUCGGAAAGAUGCGCUGGGGACGGAGCUGUUGAGUCUCCCGUUUCCGCGGGAGGAGCUGGAGGCGAUCUUGGAGGAUCUAAUGGCGUAG
This is a messenger RNA of Cordyceps fumosorosea ARSEF 2679, 1494 nucleotides long. Its product is annotated as Origin recognition complex, subunit 2. Gene Ontology annotation, cellular component: nuclear origin of replication recognition complex; nucleus. Gene Ontology annotation, biological process: DNA replication. Bases 1 to 1494 code for a protein of 497 amino acids. The transcript is spliced from 3 exons. The record is from RefSeq and is a predicted model, not a curated record. Gene Ontology annotation, molecular function: DNA replication origin binding. Lineage: Eukaryota; Fungi; Ascomycota; Sordariomycetes; Hypocreales; Cordycipitaceae.